Molecule: messenger RNA, 1182 nt
Organism: Daphnia pulex (common water flea)
Lineage: Eukaryota; Metazoa; Arthropoda; Branchiopoda; Diplostraca; Daphniidae
Product: mucin-5AC-like
Exons: 4
Source: RefSeq, a predicted model, not a curated record
AUGACAAACAUUGGGGCAUUACUAAUCAUUUCAGUCGUCUUGGCGAAUCCAAUCGACCGAUCAGAUUCUCCGAAAGAUAAGCUGACACAGGAACUUAAUAAAUUAUUAAAUGUCAAUGAUUAUUUGGUCGUACCAAACAACCGGCAAGCAACAGCGACCACAGAAACAACGUCAACAACAACAGCUGAACCAAAAACUACCACGGCUGAACCCACGACAACAUCUGUUGAGACAACCACUACUGCAGAGCCAACGGCAAAGUCUUCUGAGCAAACUACAACUACAGAAGAGCCCACAACACAAACUACUGAACAGCCAUCAACCAAAACAGCUGAACCCACUACAACAGCUAUUGAAACCACUACUACUGCUGAGCCAACGACAACUUCUGGACAGCCAACGACCACAACAGCUGAGCCUACUACAACUACAGAAAAGUACACGACUAUAACUACUGAACAGCAUACAUCCACAACAGCUGAGUCAACAACUACAACAACUGAGCCCACUAAAACUACAGAAGAGCCCACGACAACAACCACUGAACAGACAACGACUGUUACUGAGUCAACAACUACAAUAGCUGAACCAACAACUACCACGGCUGAACCCACGACAACAUCUGUUGAGACAACCACUACUGCAGAGCCAACGGCAAAGUCUUCUGAGCAAACUACAACUACAGAAGAGCCCACAACACAAACUACUGAACAGCCAUCAACCAAAACAGCUGAACCCACUACAACAGCUAUUGAAACCACUACUACUGCUGAGCCAACGACAACAUCUGCAGAGCCAACGACCACAACCGCUGAGCCUUCUACAACUACAGAAAAGUUCACGACUACAACUACUGAACAGCAUACAUCCACAAAAACUUCAACAACAGACGAGCCCACGACAGCACCUACUGAACAGCCAAAAACCACAACAGCUGAGCUCACUACAACAGUUGUUGAAACAACUACUACUGCAGAGCCAACGACAACUUUUGCUGAUCCAACGACCACAACAGAUGAGCCCACUACAACUACAGAAGAGCCCACGACCACAACUACUGAAAAGCCAACAUCCACAACAGCUGAUUCAACAACUUCAACAGCUGAGUCCACUAAAACAACCACUGAACAGAUAACGACUGUUACUGAGUCAACAACUACAACAGCUGAACCAACAACUACA